AUGGCACAGCCUAGCAUUGUUCUUGGAUUAUUCAUAAUGACUGUUUUAUCAAUGCUGGAUGGAAGUUCAGCUUUCCUAUUAAAUCAGCGUCUGAAGGGAAGAUUUCAAAGGGACCGCAGAAACAUCCGUCCAAACAUCAUUCUCGUUCUUACUGAUGAUCAGGAUGUAGAACUUGGUUCUAUGCAAGUGAUGAAUAAGACGAGGCGGAUCAUGGAACAGGGAGGUGCUCACUUCAUCAAUGCCUUUGUGACAACCCCAAUGUGCUGCCCAUCCCGCUCCUCUAUUCUCACGGGGAAAUAUGUUCACAACCACAACACCUACACCAACAAUGAGAACUGCUCCUCUCCAUCCUGGCAAGCUCAGCAUGAAAUACGCACAUUUGCAAUAUACCUGAAUAACACAGGAUACAGGACAGCUUUCUUUGGGAAGUACCUUAAUGAGUACAAUGGUUCCUAUGUGCCUCCUGGCUGGAAAGAAUGGGUUGGAUUACUUAAAAACUCUCGCUUUUACAACUACACACUCUGUAGAAAUGGCGUGAAGGAGAAGCAUGGAUUUGACUACUCUAGGGAUUAUCUGACUGACCUGAUCACCAAUGACAGUAUCAGCUUCUUCAGAAUCUCAAAGAAGAUGUAUCCCCAUAGGCCAGUAUUGAUGGUUCUCAGCCACGCUGCUCCUCAUGGUCCUGAAGAUUCAGCUCCUCAGUAUUCACAACUCUUUCCCAACGCUUCACAACACAUCACUCCCAGUUAUAACUACGCUCCCAACCCAGACAAGCACUGGAUAAUGAGGUAUACUGGUCCCAUGAAACCUAUUCACAUGGAGUUCACCAACAUGCUACAGAGAAAGCGCUUACAGACACUUAUGUCCGUGGAUGACUCCAUGGAGACGAUUUAUAAUACACUGGUUGAAACAGGUGAACUGGACAAUACCUAUAUAAUAUAUACAGCAGACCAUGGCUAUCAUAUUGGGCAGUUUGGACUGGUGAAAGGGAAGUCCAUGCCUUACGAGUUUGAUAUCCGAGUUCCUUUUUAUGUGCGAGGUCCGAAUGUGGAGGCUGGGUCCCUGAAUCCUCACAUUGUAUUGAACAUUGAUCUUGCUCCUACAAUUCUAGAUAUUGCAGGCUUGGACAUUCCACCUGACAUGGAUGGUAAAUCCAUUCUAAAACUGCUGGAUUCUGAGAGACCAGUUAACAGGUUCCAUUUAAAAAAAAAGAUGAAGGUGUGGAGAGACUCAUUCCUUGUGGAGAGAGGUAAAUUACUGCAUAAGAGAGAGAAUGAGAAGGUGGAUGCUCAGGAAGAAAACUUCCUGCCCAAAUACCAGCGUGUGAAAGACCUCUGCCAGCGAGCCGAGUAUCAGACUGCCUGCGAACAGCUUGGGCAGAAAUGGCAGUGUAUAGAAGAUGCCAGUGGGAAGCUCAAGCUGCACAAGUGCAAAGGGAUGGCUCACCUGGCAGCCGCGAGCAGCAGCAAGGGGGUCUCCAAUCUCAUGCCCAAGUAUUACAGCAGGAAAAGCGAAGACUGCAACUGUGAGGAAAACGAAUACAAGCUGAGCCCUAUUGGACAGAGAACGAAACUCUUCUCCAAGAAACAGUACAAGCCAAGCUAUGUCCGGAAUCGCUCUAUUCGCUCUGUGUCCAUUGAGCUGGAUGGAGAGGUUUAUAAUUUGGGCUUAGAGGAUGGCUAUCAACCUGUCUUACCAAGGAAUAUCACCAAAAGACACAAGGCAGAGGGGGAGGCUGCAGGAGGAGAGGAGGAUAAGGACAUCGGAGAAUACAGUGGCACGGGCGGCAUUGCAGAGUAUACAGCCUCUAAUUUAAUCAAAGUGACUCACAGAUGCUAUAUCCUGGAGAACGAUACUGUUCAGUGUGACACAGAUCUGUACAAGUCACUGCAGGCUUGGAAGGACCAUAAACUUCAUAUUGACCAUGAGAUUGAAACACUGCAAAAUAAAAUAAAAAACUUAAGGGAGGUCAGAGGUCAUCUAAAGAAGAAGCGACCAGAGGAGUGUGACUGUAACAAGAUAAGUUACCAUUCCAAACACAAGGGCAAACUGAGGCAAAAAGGGUCUAGUCUCCAUCCUUUCAAGAAAGCCCUGCAGGAAAAGGACAAGUUGUGGCUGCUUAGAGAACAGAGGCGAAAGAAGAAGCUGCGCAAACUGCUGAAGAGAAUAAAAAACAACGAUACAUGCAGCAUGCCUGGCCUGACGUGCUUCACCCAUGACAACCAGCACUGGCAGACUGCCCCCUUGUGGACAUUGGGUCCUUUCUGUGCCUGUACCAGUGCCAAUAACAACACCUACUGGUGUAUGAGGACAAUCAAUGAGACACACAACUUCCUGUUUUGUGAAUUUGCUACUGGCUUCCUGGAGUAUUUUGAUCUCAAUACUGACCCAUAUCAGUUGAUUAAUGCAGUGAACACACUAGAUAGAGACAUUCUCAAUCAACUGCACAUCCAGCUCAUGGAAUUAAGAAGCUGCAAAGGAUAUAAACAGUGCAACCCAAGAACUAGGAACAUGGAUCUGGGGCUUAAGGAUGGAAGCUAUGAGCAGUUCAGGCAGUUUCAGCGUCGAAGGUGGCCAGAAAUGAAGAGACCUUCAUCUUCCAAGUCGCUAGGACAACUGUGGGAAGGAUGGGAAGGCUAA
Molecule: messenger RNA, 2640 nt
Organism: Emys orbicularis (European pond turtle)
Lineage: Eukaryota; Metazoa; Chordata; Testudines; Emydidae
Gene: SULF2
Product: sulfatase 2
Exons: 20
Coding region: 1-2640 (879 amino acids)
Biological process (GO): positive regulation of vascular endothelial growth factor production; positive regulation of Wnt signaling pathway; negative regulation of fibroblast growth factor receptor signaling pathway
Cellular component (GO): endoplasmic reticulum; Golgi apparatus; plasma membrane
Molecular function (GO): N-acetylglucosamine-6-sulfatase activity; glycosaminoglycan binding; calcium ion binding
Source: RefSeq, a predicted model, not a curated record